Messenger RNA from Elaeis guineensis (African oil palm), 1603 nucleotides. RefSeq lists its product as uncharacterized. Lineage: Eukaryota; Viridiplantae; Streptophyta; Magnoliopsida; Arecales; Arecaceae. The record is from RefSeq and is a predicted model, not a curated record.
GCAGAACGUACGUAAAUAGAGCACUAUCUGUGUCAUUCAAGAGUUGCCACAAUUCCACAUUACACCACGACUCAUCAUAACCAUGGAAGGGAAUAGGAGGAAAUGGAGAAAAGCUUGAGCCACACUCGUGAUUUGAGGGGGCCCUACGCCCGGGUUUUCCUUCUUUUCAUUGCUGUCCGUUUUAACAGCUCGCAUUAUAUCGGUAGGUGGCAACUGUGUGUGUUGCCUGCAGGGCGUGCACUAACAUGACGUGCUAGAAAUGGACGGGAAUCCCUCCCACAUAACGCAACGCCUCCGCCUCGGCUGCAAGAGAUGCUGCUCAUGGAUUCCUCCCUUCUUCCCAUUCUCCAAGGUUUCUCCUAGUGAUGCCGACUCGGUCCUCGUCGAGCCCUAUAUUUUGGGUGCUGGCUCACUGCAAGCUACAUCUAAGAGAGAUCAUCCACCAUGGCCAACAUGCAGGCUUUGUCCCACAAGACCCACCUGAGCACGAACGUAAGCAACGGGCUGGCCCUGUUACUCGUGGCUCUAUCAGUGAUCUGUGGCCUCUUCAGCUUUGUUUUAUGCCUCGCCGCCGAAGGUUCGAGGACUGAGGCCACCUGGUAUAUCAUGAGCGACCAGGGUCAUGGCAGCGCUGCAUCUGUGUGCACCUACGACGCCAGCGGCCGGAGACCACUGGCGUUUGCUGUGGGUGCAUUCCUGUCGCUUGUGGUGGCCAUGUUCGCAGAACAUGCCUACUUGUUGGUUGUCAUCACUAGUCGACCGCCGCCGGCAUCAGCACCCCAGACACCACCGCUGGAAAUAGCAGAUGUUCAAUGCCGGUUACGAACUCAUAAAUUGUGGGCCCGUAAUCUUUAUCUCAUGGCAUGGAUCUGUUUUGCCAUCGCUGAGGCGCUUUUGCUGAUUGCUAUGGCCGUGGAAUCAAGUCAUCUAUGCCAAUGGGCAAAGCCAAGGUCCAGCUGCCGUGUAAUUCGACCAGGGUUAUUUGCAGCAGCCGGAGUUUUUGGAUCGCUAACGGUCCUCCUGGGAAUCGCCCUGUAUGUAACCGCCUCGAGCACACAAAAGUUACGCCAAACACUGCAAGGCAUGCUCAUGGCAUUCCCCAGUGCACCACCGCUACCUAUAUGAGGGCAAAUGAAAGCCAUGCACCAUGGGAGGCAAAUGAAAGCCAGCCCCCACAAAGAGACUCAAUCACCCAAUAAGACCUCAAGGCUUGAAAUGGUUUUUGGGUAUAACACAACCAUGUGCCUUUGCAAUCGUUUCACUGUAAUUGAAUUCAGUCAAAAACCUCAUUUCACUACUUCAUAAGCUUGGAGCCCUCAAAACCAAAAGCCUGAGGCUGCCGAGCGUAUUGACAACAGCAUUCUCUUGCAAAAUAUCACUAUGCCAUUAGUAUUCCGUACAAAUUUCCGAGUGGUUAGUAAUCAAACUAUCACAAUCUGAUAGAGCACCGGAGUUAGUUCACCAAACAAUAAAAGUGGCAACUUACAAACAUCAUCAAACAGUUUAUUCAGCUCACUUUUUACACAGCAAAGUACCCCAAGAAACCGAAUACUUGCAUUGCUUGGAGAGAGCAUAACAAACAUUUCACCAAUCUUUUCUUCUA